GCCAGGUCAUGCCAAGUACUUACGCACAGUUACACCGUGCCAGAUUUUAGUCAUUGGCCGCGGCCAUCAAUUUGAAGUCCUAGCGGUUCCCGCAAGGGCGCUGACGAUUCGAUGGAUACACGAAAGAUAUCAAACAUGUAUGGAGAUCUGGUCAUCUCUCCGUCUCCGCUCAUGAGCUUCCUACAGAAGGUCAUUUUGCUGUCUUUCAUAGCGCAAGGCUUGGCUUCGCUCGCAGGACAGCCGCUUCCCUUCGCAGGCUUCUUCGAGGAAACCCCGCUCGUCCCAGUAGCGACAACGCGCACGAAGAAUGUUUUCAUCACCCCCGAGAUCGACGCUUUCGCCGAAGACCAGCUCGCGUCAUUGGGCUCCUCCGGUCUAGCUCUCGCCAUCGUCCGAAGCGACCCCGACACCCCGCUGAACUGGACCGUCGAGUUUGGCUCCUACGGUAUCGCCAAGGCGGAUGGGUCGCUUGUCACGCCCGACACGAUGUUUGCCAUCGCCUCCAACAGCAAGCUCUUCCUCUCGCUCUCGGUGGGACUGUUGAUGAAGAACGAAACGUUGGCGGAGGAGCGGGGCAGCAAGUUUGGCUGGGACACCAAAAUCCGGACCCUCAUUCCCGAGUGGAAGCUGCUGGACAAGGACAUGGAGCGCAUGAUCACCAUCCAGGAUAUGCUGUCGCACCGCACGGGUCUGCCGCGCCACGACUAUUCGGGGCAGGCACGCGAGGGUGGUGUCGCUGAGAUGAUAUCCACCCUCCGGUAUCUCAAGCCGUCUGCCGAGUGGCGCGAGCAAUAUCAGUACAACAACUUGAUGUACGAAACGCUCUCGCAUCUCCCCUCUACUCUCCUCAAUCAAACGUACGAAUCCUACAUUCACGAGCACCUGUUUGCUCCGCUUGGGAUGAACUCGUCGACGUACUCGGUGGCCGAAGCUGAGAACUGGGGUACCCUGGCAGACGGAUACUACUGGUCGAUGCAAGACUGGUCCCGCGGCAUCAAUGGCACGCUGACGCCGACGAUCCCGUAUUUCCAGCGCCCAGGAGAAGAGGGAAUAUGGGCCGGCGCGGGUGGUGUGCUCACUUCUGCUCGUGAUCUAACGUCCUGGGUUGCAAUGCUUCUCAACGACGGGCGCCAUCCGAUCACCAACGAGACGGUUGUGCCGGCCGAUGUCGUGGAGCACGUUGCCACUGGUGUCACUGUCGCGAAUGGGAAGGCCUCUUACCCUGAAUUGAGUCCCAAAGUGUAUGGGUGCGGGCAAGAGCGUGCAUCGUAUCGUGGACACGAGUACAUCGAGCACGGUGGCAGCAACCCGGGCUUCAAGACCCAAGUCAUCCGAUUCCCUCAGGACAGAUUCGGUGUCAUCUCGCUCUCCAAUGAUGAGCUGGGCAAUGGCCUGAUGGAAACCGUCAAGUGGAGGCUCAUCGACUCAGUGCUGGGUAUGGAGCCUAUCGACUGGACUGCGAGAUACCGCGAAUCGCACAACAAGCGUUAUAAAGAGAGCCAGGACGUCACUCCGCGACCCUCGUCACCGAAACCACCAUCGUCCUCCUUCGCUGCUAUGCACGGGACCUUCUCUCACGGAGCCUACGGUUCAUUCAGUCCUUGCUAUGUCGCGUCCGGCCCUACAGGUCUCACGCCCGAAUGCACUGCCGUGAUUACGAGCCCCGUCGUCCAGCGCAUCCUCGAUGCCUCUCCAGGCGCACUGACUGGUGACAUUCCUACGUUCAUCGUGCCAUUCAAGCGGACGUUCUCAACGUAUCUGCGGCUGAUGCACUUCGACGGCAAUGUGUUCAACACGUCGCUGAUCGUGACGAACAGAGAGACGCGUCGUGCGGAAGGGUAUUUGGACGAGGAGAACGACAUCUACGCUGGGUUCGAUGACCAGAAUGAGGUUGAGUGGGUCGAUGGCCCCGAGCCUGGAUGGGCUUUCCGGGGAGGCUUUUGGGGAAGCCAAGGGAAGAUCCGGCCGCUGGAGGGAAGCGUCAAGGACCGGGCUGAAGUGUGGUUUGGUCGCGUUUAGGUGUGAAAUCGAAGCACAGUUGAGAAUACAUCAUGGAAACACACACUCACUUCGGUGCCCCAAGCAAUUCGCACUCCUGAAAUAUCUCUAGUAGUGCCAAGUAUACAUUCUAAUAUGCAGAAGCGCAUAGAUAUCAAUAAAAAGUCUAAUGAGAGUAA
Molecule: messenger RNA, 2177 nt
Organism: Mycena citricolor
Lineage: Eukaryota; Fungi; Basidiomycota; Agaricomycetes; Agaricales; Mycenaceae
Source: the annotation of a GenBank genome assembly